UCCCCCUUUGCGCUGAUGGUGAUGAUAUUAGGGGUUGUGGUUCAGGGGCUAGUAGAGACAAACCAUUACGAGAGAGCGAGAGAGAGGGAUUCAGCUUCAUCACAUUGCCCGGAAGCUAGCUGCAAGGAAAUCAGAGAGGGAACGAAGACGCAAUUCUUCCCGCCCCCCAACCAUGGAUCCUUAUGACCAUCAUCACCGCUACUGACAGCAGAGAUUAGAAAAACAGUUAGGCUGCAGAAAUCACAGAGCCCAGCUGCAAACAACACCCCCAUCCUCCAACUCAGUGAACACAUUGCACAUUUUUGAAACACUGCUGAAGGGAAAGUGGUGGACAACUGGAGGCAGCAGGGGCUAACCAGAGGGCCAUGCAGAUGGCCAGUCCCUGAUGAAUCCAGUGACAGCUCUGAGCCGCCCAUCCAGCAGCGUGACUGUGAUAAAACAUGGAGCAGUAUUGGACAGUUUGCUGCCGUCUGUGAAAUGGGAGAUUCUGCAAGGCUUUUCAAAUGGAGUGAAACACACUGUCUGCCUGAAUAACUGGCCAAACGGCAAAACCCAGAGAAGGAAAGCUGGCACGGUUUAGAAAGCAGAUCACACUCAUCUAAUUAGCUCUGCUGCACGUGGACGGGAGAAAUGUUUUUCAAUCUUGAUGUAAUCUUUUGUCCAACGCUGGAUUAAGUGAGCUGAAUGGCAGCAAAGUAUAUACAGAGGACUCAUGAGCAGACUGUGGUCUCAUCUGCUCAUCUUGAUUUACCUCUUUCUUUUUGAGCACAGUAUCAAUAGUCACCUUGGCAACAGCUCUCUUGCCAACAUACCUCUUCAGGAAAAUUAGAGACAUGGAAGAGAUGCGAUAAGUUUCUGAAGCAGUGUUCUGGGCUCCAAUUAAUACGAGGCAAGAGUUUUCAAGAGAUUUGGUUCACAGCGUGAGAGCAAAUCAAACAGCAGUUUAAAUGAAUUAAUUGAACAUUGUUAUCACGGAGACAUCAAAGUGCUUGCUUAAUCUCGGAGGACUGAGGAACUUAGUGAGUGAGCUGGCAUCUGGUUUGAGGAGUCUGAUUCUGUCGAGCUCGUUCCAAAGGAAGGUGGAAUUUUUUAAUAGUCACUAUCUUCAACGAACGGAGACACAGCGGAAUCUUCAGGCGUGUUUGCAAAGAAGAGGAGAGAAGCCAGGAAAAGCAGAGCAAGAGCUGAAUGUCUUGACUGAAAGAGAAAUUACCAGCAAGCAGUUUCAGUUGAGAAUGUUUAACUGCUGCAUGCCAGGGUUUAAUGAAACAGCUGAGGCUUUCUCCGAAGAUCUCCAAUUAAAGCAAAAAGCAAGCUUCCGUUAAAUGAGACAGAGCAGUACAUUUUUUAUUUGGCAUUCUUCCACUUUUGACCUCUGCCCUUGCUGUUGAAGCCACUCAACGACACAUGAGAAUCAGCAACAAAAACUUCUUGCCACAACAAGAAACCCAAGCCCAAAGUGCUUCGUAUUGACAAUGAAGUGCUCGCUGCGGGUAUUUCUCCUCUCCCUUGUGCUACUCGUUGUAUUUCUGACUUCGCUGUUUUUCACCGAUACGCUGACAGGCAUGACCAACAUGGCCUACCUGGAGACUCAAGGUGGAGAGAAAUCCCAUCGGGUCAAGUUGGUGCCCAGUUACUUGGGUGUGCAAAAGUUGAACAAGGAUCUUGUGGAUCAGAAGACGUGUGCUUGUGACCGUUGUGUGGGUGAUCUUGGCCUGUCACAGUGGUUUGAUGAGCACUUCGAUCAGGACAUUCUACCACUUUGGACAAAAGCGAACAUGGAGUUGGACCCUGAUGUGUACAACUGGUGGGUGAUGCUUCAGCCACAAUUCAAACCCCAUGACCUGAAGGACGUUUUGUCUAAACUCUUCCUCACUGUGCCCGGAGAGAAUCCCUACACCUCGUGGAACCGUUCUCGCUGUCGGCGCUGUGCGGUGGUGGGGAAUUCUGGAAACCUCCAUCAUUCUCACUACGGAGCAGACAUCAACUCACAUGAUUUCAUCAUGAGAAUGAACCAAGCUCCAACUAUCGGCUUCGAAGCAGACGUGGGCAGCCGCACAACGCACCACUUCAUGUACCCGGAGAGUGCAAAAAAUCUUGCAGCAAAUGUCAGCUUUGUUUUGGUUCCCUUUAAAACUUUGGACCUCCUGUGGAUCACCAGCGCCCUCUCAAUGGGGGAAAUCAGAUUUACCUACGCGCCUGUCAAACAGUUUCUUCGGGUGGAUAAAGAUAAGGUACAAAUCUACAACCCAGCAUUCUUCAAGUAUAUCCAUGACAAGUGGACAGAGCAUCAUGGGAGAUAUCCGUCCACAGGAAUGCUGGUCCUGUUUUUUGCUCUCCAUAUCUGUGACGAGGUGAACGUGUUUGGAUUUGGUGCUGAUAGCAGAGGGAAUUGGCACCACUACUGGGAGAACAACAGAUAUGCUGGAGAAUUCCGAAAGACUGGAGUGCAUGAUGCAGAUUUUGAAGCAAAAAUAAUAAAUUUACUAGCUGAAGCAGGAAAAAUCAAAGUUUUCCGAGGAAACUGAAGAAAAAGGCCUAAUUAUGCAGUUGAAUUUUUUUUAAAAGCGGGGUGGUGUGGACUUUACAACGACUUGCUGUUUCUCCUCACCAAGUGGAGAAAUGACACAAUUACCCCUUAAUUGCAUAUUGGACAUUUUUUAAAAAAUCAAAAUCAUGCAGAACUCUGGAAUAGAGAAGACGGAACAGCUGCUAAUUUAGUAUUACCUUCAAACGUUCACCAAAUCAUUUCAUUGGAUCAUUUCAAGAUGGCUGACCAGCACCCUGGUGGCUGAUGGGUAGCUAGCUCGAUGUACAGUGGGCUAUCAGAGAAUUUAGAUGUUUCCAAGGACGAUUUUAAUAUUUGAAUUGUGGAGUUGUCAGGAAUGUAUGCAAUGACAAUAUUGCCCAUGUAUAGUGAUGAUGGGGUCUGGGGAUAAAGGGAUAUGCAUGUUUUGAGGAGAGUCCUGUCUUUUGGUUAACCCUCUGUUGGAUUUGUUUCAUCAGCAAGUUACUGAAACCACUUUUUACUUCCAGACUGUGGAAAUGGAGCUUGUCAUUUGGAGGCAAGACCAGUGUGCGUUAGAACACAACCAGAAGCAAACCAGUGUGCUCAUUUGCUGUCAGUGGUAAAUUAAACCAAGCACAGCCUCCAUCGUCGCACAGCAGCCGAGAGCAUUUCCUUGCAUCCCGCAUUUGAGUCUCCUUUGCAAAGGAAAUGUGUGAUACCAGAUUCACUGCUUGGAGUUAAUGGGAAUGCCACAUGUCUGGUGUCCAACAGGGGAUAGACAUUUAGAAGACAGGGCUGCAGAACGGGGAGUGUGAGUCCAUUUUAACAUUGUUUCCCCAGGAUCCCUUAACCAUGAUGAUGCCAUCUUGGCCAUUACCUAAUAACCGUCUAAUAUACUGUUCCCAGAAAUAGAAUUUUAUUUUACAUUUACUUUACUGUGACUUUGCGUUAAAUUUGAGGCAUGAUUUCUGCCUCCGCGGGAUCUGCAGCACAACAAAAGAUAUGAGCUCAGUGACACAAGCCUCGCAGUAGUAACUGGAGGUUGAUGCAAAGAAUCCUGGCUGUAGACAGAUCUCAAGGACUGCAGAGCUGAUUGGCAUCUUAGGGGGAAAUGUAAAGCACAGGUCCCCUUUGUCAAGGGACUGAGGCCCUCAAGCCGUCUGAGCAGAGCGAGUCCACCUUCCCAUACAGUCGUAUGUGAUUGGGUGCUUCCUAUAGUGAUACUGAGAGCAACAUGGGACAUGAGGGCUGGGCAUACACCUGUCUCAAUAAUGGGUCAGCUUACGUCAAUCGCAGGCACCAGCUCUGAAAUUCGUAAUCGGAAAGUCCUGGGGCUACCCAAAUGGGGCAAAGAUCCAAAGUACUGACCCCCCCCAUACCUUAUUCCCCUUUUCCCGGGUUAGUGUGACUGCAGAGGGCAGAGGCUCUGUGCACAAAUAGAGGCAGCAUUAUCUCUCACCGAAAUAUUAAACCACUUGAACUUUCUAAUCAGACAUACGAAGAACAGGUAGCACAGCACCAUCUCCAAAGCACAAGGAACGCAGUAUUAUAGCUGUCAUGUAGUCUUCCUGUCUGUCUUAAAGAAUGAAGGAAACGUUAGGAACUACUGUAGAAUUUUUAUUUGUUUUCUCCAUUGAAUAAUAAAACACAAAACCCAUUCUUCCUCAAAUACUGAUUUGAAGAAGCAAUGGCAGAGAAGAAAAAA
Molecule: messenger RNA, 4214 nt
Organism: Rhincodon typus (whale shark)
Lineage: Eukaryota; Metazoa; Chordata; Chondrichthyes; Orectolobiformes; Rhincodontidae
Gene: st3gal2
Product: ST3 beta-galactoside alpha-2,3-sialyltransferase 2
Exons: 9
Coding region: 1476-2528 (350 amino acids)
Molecular function (GO): beta-galactoside (CMP) alpha-2,3-sialyltransferase activity
Source: RefSeq, a predicted model, not a curated record